AUGCCCGGCGAUAUAAUUCUGGGAGGACUUUUCCCUGUACACAGUUCUGGCGCAGUGAAAUGCAUGUCGCUUAAUCCCGAGCGAGGCAUUCAACGACUGGAGGCAAUGCUAUUCACUCUCGAUGAGAUAAAUAAUAAUUCCGCCUUGCUUCCUGGUUUGCGUUUAGGUGCCAAUCUGAGAGAUACCUGUUCCCUUGGAAAUCACGCUCUGGAACAAUCACUGGAUUUUGUAAAAACGACAGUAGAUGAUGUCAUGAACGACCAGAAGGAGGUGGAUAGGGUGCUCAUGUGCCCGUGUGCCCCCGGGGGCGUACCAUAUAACCAAGGCGGUCAUAGAAUUUCUGGCGGAACCAUGCAUCACCCAACUUCAUGGAGUCAGGACAUUGUCCGUGGUGUAGUUGGUGGUUCGUAUACGACUGUCUCCAUCCUCGUUGCGAACCUUUAUCGACUCUUUAAACUGCCCCAAAUAUCCUAUGCUUCGACCAGUGCCGUACUGAGUGACAAACGGACCUACCCCUUGUUUGCUCGAACCGUUCCCUCUGAUGUUGAACAGGCGCGGGUCAUGGCAGCCCUAGUGGCGGCGCACAACUGGACGUAUGUUUCAACUGUGCGAAGUGCUGGAGAUUAUGGGGACUCUGGAAUGGACGCAUUUUGGAAGGAAGCAGACAAGCGCGACGUUUGCAUUGCAGCCAGGGAGGUAGUUCGUGGAAGCUCCACAUCCAAAGACUUUGACGAAGUUGUGCGCGUACUUCGUCACGGUUUUUCAAAGGCCAGAGCAGUUGUCCUUUUUACGCGAAUGGAUCAUACAACGUUACUUCUUGAUGCUGUCCGAAGAGCGAACUACACUGAUCACUUCGUUUUCAUUGGCAGUGAUGGAUGGGGUCGCGAAAAUAUCCCAGUUCUAAACAACUCUCGUGUUGCUAAUGGCGCACUUACUAUUGAAAUCCUUGCGACUGAAAUUGAAAAGUUUUCGACCUAUUAUAAAAACCUGCGAUGGGAUAAUACGAGAAAUCCUUGGUUUGCUAAAUACUGGCAGUCUCUAUUUGGUUGUACAUUUGACAACUCAAGCAAACCGAACGAUCUGAAACUCUGCUCAGAAACUAGGGACAAGCGACUUGGUGAUAAGCUACCAGAGCCCUUCAAGCAGGAGGCUAAAAUUCAAUUUGUCUAUGAUGCCGUCUAUGCUCUGGCCCAUGGCCUGCAUAAUCUCCAGCAAAAACUAUGUCCUUUCAAUCCGGAUCCUGCUAAAUGGGACAAAAAUGAAUGUAUUAGGAAAUUGUUGGCUUAUCCUGGGGAUAAGUUCUACAAGACAAUUAUCUCAACUGCAUUUAAAGCCAUAGAUGCUUUCACCGUUUCAGACAACUACAACAACCUGGUUGCAUUUGACGAAAAUGGCGAUGGCGUUGGUCAAUACCUAAUUUACAACUACGCACGGGAUCUUUAUUCGGGCGAGUACCAGUAUCGUUUGGUAGGGGACUACAAAAACUCCAAACUCUCUAUGCGCUACCGCCCGAUUUGGCCAGGCGGACAAUCCAAGCAUGUGCCUUCAAGUCAAUGCUCCGAAGACUGCCCGUGA
Mesocestoides corti is the source of this 1575-nucleotide messenger RNA. NCBI's taxonomy places the organism in Eukaryota, Metazoa, Platyhelminthes, Cestoda, Cyclophyllidea, Mesocestoididae. The record is from the annotation of a GenBank genome assembly.